AUGUCUCUCCAGCGCGCCAUCCAGAUCCAGGGCCCCAAGCUGGCCAAGCUGGUCGCCAAUGCCCCCAUCCCCAAGCUGCGCCCCGGCUACAUCAAGGCCAAGACGGUUGCCGUGGCCCUCAACCCCACCGACUGGAAGCACGUCGACUUCCUUGCCGACAGCGGCGCCAUUGUCGGCUGCGACUACAGCGGCAUUGUCGAGGAAGUCGGUCCCGGCGUGAGCAGCUUCAAGGUAGGCGACAAGGUCGCCGGGUUCGUGCACGGCAGCAACCAAGACAACCACGAAGACGGCUGCUUCGCCGAGCACAUUGCGGCCAAAGCCGCCGUGCAGAUCAAGGUGCCCGCCACGCUGUCGAUGGAGGAGGCCGCGACGCUGGGCGUCGGCAUCACCACCGUCGGCCAGGGUCUGUACCAGUCGCUGCAGCUGCCCUGGCCCACGACGCCGGCCAAGUCGCCCUUCCCCGUGCUGAUCUACGGCGCCUCGACCGCGACGGGCACGUUGGCCGUCCAGUUUGCCAAGCUCUCCGGCCUGACGGUCAUCGCGACGUGCUCGCCGCACAACUUCGACCUCGUGCGCCGCCUGGGCGCCGACCACGUCUUCGACUACAAGUCGCCCACCGUCGGCGCCGACAUCCGCGCCGCCACCAACGACAGCCUCGAAUUCGCUUUCGACUGCAUUGCGUACGAGGCGACUGCCGCCGUCUGCGCCCAGGCGCUCACGUCCAAGCCCGCCGUCGCAAAGUACAGCUCCCUGCUGCGCCUGGACGCGCUGCCCCGCGACGACGUCGCCAACCUCAGCACGCUGGCCUACACCGCCCUGGGCGAAACGUUCCACAAGGGCGAAAAGGAGUUCCCCGCUAACGAGGACCACUUGGACUUUGCGGCGAGGUUCUGGAAGCUGAGUGGCGAGCUGCUCGCCCAGGGGAAGGUCAAGGUUCACCCGUUGGAGGUGCGCGACGGCGGCUUGGACCGCGUCCUUGAGGGCAUGGAUGACUUGAGGAACGACAAGGUCAGCGGCGUCAAGCUCGUCUACAAGGUUUAG
Molecule: messenger RNA, 1041 nt
Organism: Aplosporella prunicola CBS 121167
Lineage: Eukaryota; Fungi; Ascomycota; Dothideomycetes; Botryosphaeriales; Aplosporellaceae
Exons: 1
Coding region: 1-1041 (346 amino acids)
Molecular function (GO): oxidoreductase activity, acting on NAD(P)H
Source: RefSeq, a predicted model, not a curated record